This is a messenger RNA of Lodderomyces parapsilosis, 1281 nucleotides long. It is a transcript of the gene FAD2, whose product is annotated as Fad2p. The coding region runs from base 1 to 1281 and encodes 426 amino acids. Gene Ontology annotation, biological process: lipid metabolic process. The transcript has a single exon. Gene Ontology annotation, molecular function: oxidoreductase activity. NCBI's taxonomy places the organism in Eukaryota, Fungi, Ascomycota, Pichiomycetes, Serinales, Debaryomycetaceae. The record is from RefSeq and is a predicted model, not a curated record.
AUGUCUUCAGCCACAACUUCAUCAUACUCGUCGAGUUUCAACGACGCAUCAACCACCAAAGUUGAGAAAAAGGGCAAUGUCGCUAGUUUCAAAACAACGCCCAAUGGUUAUAAGACCAACUUGACCGCCAUUGAUACUUAUGGUAAUACUUUCAAAGUCCCAGAUUACUCAAUCAAGGACAUUUUGUCAGCUAUUCCAUCCCAUUGUUAUGAACGUAGAUUAUUAGAAUCUUUUUACUACGUCUUCAGAGACAUUUUCAUGAUGGUAACAUUGGGUUAUAUUGCCAACAACUACAUUGAAUUGCUUCCUAACCAAUUUGUUAGAUUUGCCGCUUGGGCAGGUUAUGUUUGGUGUCAAGGUUUAAUUGCCACUGGUAUUUGGGUUCUUGCCCAUGAAUGUGGUCAUCAAGCCUUUAGUGAUUAUGGUUGGGUUAAUGACUUGACUGGUUGGGUAUUGCAUUCAUACUUGUUAGUUCCUUAUUUCUCAUGGAAGUUUAGUCACAGUAAGCAUCACAAAGCCACUGGUCAUUUGACUAGAGAUAUGGUUUUUAUUCCAAAGACCAAGGAGCAAUUUUUGCAAAGUCGCGGUGUUGAAGAUUUGGAUGAUUUAUUGGGUGAUUCACCAAUGUUUUCUUUGUUGCAAAUGGUUUUCCAACAAACUUUUGGAUGGAUUGCCUACCUUUUUGCCAAUGUUAGUGGACCAAAAUUCCCAGGUGCUUCAUGGAUGCAAGUCAACCAUUUCAACCCAAGCUCAUUACUUUUCGAUAAAAAGGAUUACUACUAUAUUUUGUUGUCAGAUGUUGGUAUUUUGAUUCAAUGUACUAUUCUUUACACUUGGUACAAGAAUUUUGGUGGUUUCAACUUUUUGGUCAAUUAUUUCCUUCCAUAUCUUUUUGUCAACCACUGGUUAGUGUUUAUUACUUAUUUGCAACAUUCAGACCCACAAAUGCCACACUAUGAAGCCCAUCAAUGGACUUUUGCUCGUGGUGCUGCCGCCACAAUUGAUCGUGAGUUUGGUUUUGUUGGUAAACACAUUUUCCAUGAUAUUAUUGAAACUCACGUUUUGCAUCAUUAUGUUUCUAGAAUUCCAUUCUACAAUGCUAGAGAGGCUAGUGAAGCUAUCAAGAAAGUAAUGGGUAUUCACUACCAACACUCAAAUGAAAACAUGUGGAAGAGUUUAUGGAAAUCUGCUAGAUGGUGUCAAUACGUUGAUGGUAAAGACGGGGUCAUGAUGUACAGGAAUAUCAAUGGGCUCGGCGUCGACCCAAAGAAAGAGAAAUAA